AUGACUGUGACAUACCCGCUGGAUACACCGCUUAGCCGGAAUCCAGUUAUCGCAGUAACGGUACUGGGUGCUCUGGCGACGUUCACCACCGCGUUGCGAUUUUUGGCGCUGAAGAUGAGACGAGUGAGUCCAGGAGCGUCUGAAUAUAUUAUCUUGGUAGCAUUGGUUAUUGUGUAUGCCGACAUUGCACUCGAAUAUAUUCUCACCAUUAUUGGCGGAGCGGGCCGAAAUUCAGGCGAAAUCGAGCCAUCAUCUGUGGUUUUCACGUUGAAGGCAAUUUUACCUCUCGAGGCUCUUUAUGGAAUUGUUCUCGCCCUAGUGAAGACAUCAAUUAUGCUCUUCUAUACACGCAUCUUUGGCAGCAAGCGCAGCUUCCAGAUUCAAGUCACCAUUACAAUGACUAUCGUGUGGAUUUGGUCAGCCAGUGUAGUUCUCGAAACUUUCCUACUCUGUCGCCCGCUGAAGUACAACUGGGAUACUUCGAUUUCUGGUACCUGUGGUGAUCGCAAUGCGACCUACGUUGUUGCAGGCGUGAUGAACUUGAUUACGGAUCUAAUGGUGAUGGCCCUCCCCAUCCCUCACAUCUGGAAACUUCAACUCGGCACUGCAAAGAAGAUUUCUUUGUGCGGUGUCUUUUGCUUGGGUCUACUGGUCUCUAUCAUCAGUAUCGUCCGUUUGGUAUCCUUAAUGGCAAUCGACUUCGAAAAUAUCACGGAAUCCGUUCAAAUGGGCGUCAUGUGGACUGUCAUCGAGCCUGAACUUGCCAUAAUCUGCGCAAAUAUGCCUCUUCUCAAAACAAUCCUGGCUCGCGUGGCUCCUAGUCUCUUCUCAAGCGGUCAAAAGGGAUACAGCGGCUCUGGCUCUCAAACCUUUGAACGACUCCAAGAUUCACAGGCCCGGAAUAUUUACCCGAUGAAUCGGUUCGAUCAUGAGCCUGUCCAAACGCAAAUAUUGACUACACACGGAAGUGAAUCACAGAGGAAUCUAGCAGAUAAGAGAGUAAAUGCUUUUGUUGCAUCUGAUACUGUGGACUCUCACUCGAAUUUGAGCUCUACUCCUCCUGGGACAAUUAAUGUGACCCAUGACUUCCAUGUACAACACCUAUAA
Molecule: messenger RNA, 1107 nt
Organism: Penicillium odoratum
Lineage: Eukaryota; Fungi; Ascomycota; Eurotiomycetes; Eurotiales; Aspergillaceae
Exons: 5
Coding region: 1-1107 (368 amino acids)
Source: RefSeq, a predicted model, not a curated record